GUUUUUAAAAUAUUAAUUAAAUAAAUAAAUAAAUAGAAAAAUAACUUACAUUUCAUCGAUCCCCGUAGGGUAAUUUGGGUUACAAUGGCGAACAUAUUUAACACAAAUAUAUAAUUAUUGUAAAUACAUACAUGCUUACAUAAAUACAUGCACAUGUACAUACAUAAAUACACCUUAGUACACCAAUUACAGAACAAUUUCGCAAUCAUGCCAUAAUUCUUUAUAGUCGAAGUCUAUACGUUCUUAUACGUUCUCUGACCGUCUAGGUCGAAGUACUCCUAAGGGCGUUCUGUUAGCUCUUUUGGUAUCAACUAUCGACAGUGAACGAUCUUGUCAGUUUGUUAGUGUUUGAGCGCUUAAUCAGCUGCUUGCACUGUAUGCCUCACGGGAAGCCGAGAGUGUGUCUGAGUGUUCUGUGGUCUGCUGGGGUAACAAUAAAAGCGCACAUAGCUUGCUGUAGGGCUGGGUAAUGCGCUAAACAAAUGAUAUUUAUUAUUACUAUUAUCGUGCAGGGUUACGGAGCAGAUAGUCCGAAUUCAAAUCCCAGGCUUGGUGUUCUCGAACUCGGGUUUGUUUGUGAAGUUGCCAAGACUCUCAACCCAUUUCACUCGGUCCUAUCGAAGACGGAAGUUAAAUUUAGAUGCCCUGCUUUUAAUCUAACCUAACUAUGUUAUAAGGGCGUUACCACAGUAGGCCUACAUUUACGUUUAAAAAGUACGAUAACCAAUUAUUCUGUUUUACUUUCCCAGAAUGCCUCAGUGUUACAACCCCUCCCUUGUCGCUGACCAGGACACAUCAGCGUUCGGCAAAAACUCUCGCUACAUGAAAGCCAACAACUUCAACCUCCAUACGUUACGGCGAGUCAAUGUUCUGAACUCUUUAGAGGCAAAGUUCACCAGAAUGCGACUUUCAGUGAUGGAAAGAAACACACAAAAUCAACUUAAGAUGAGAAGUCAGGCGAGAGUAAAUAUUCUAGAAUCCUACAAACGUACACUGGCCUACAGAUUAGUGGUAAAGAAACAUCCCAUUCGGAAAAACCCGGAUUUUAACGCCGCUCUCAAUGAUAACUACUCUUUUCACAGCCUGCGGCAUGAGAUAAAAGCCAUGUUGAACGACAUCGAUCCAAACAUUGUCAGGCACAGAAAGGCGCGGGAGCGAGUUCACGAGUGUAAAGACACAUAUCAGGGCGUGAUUGCUCAAAAUUUGGCCAAAAUUGUAGACAUUGUGCCCAAAAAGCGUGUGGUUCCCGAGGUUGUGACAGAAGUGGAGUCUCGCACCCCGACGCCACCACCGCCCCCGCGCACGUUCCGGAGAUCGAUCAUCGGCCCACCACUCCGGGGGUUGGCGAAGGAGGCCCAGGGAGUGACGCUGAAGAUGGUCAAGGAGAAAUCGUGGAUGGGCGUGGCCUCGCCGAGCGGUCAAACCGCAGGAUCUCCGAGCAAGACACCAGGAUUGAUAAAUCCUCGACCAGCUCUGCCGCCCAUCCAGGGUGCUCCCCAUGAGAUUGAGGCAGCGGCCUGAGCAUUGGACACACGACAUUUCGAACUUGUCCAGAGUUGGUGUUCCUUUCGGAUCCUUUCUUUUCUUUUUUUUUACUUUUCUUUUUUUUUUUUAAAUCUGUUUGAUUCAUGUUUCAUUUGUAUUGACGAGAUGUUUGAUGUUUUGCUUGUGAUUUUGCUUUCCUCUUCAGAUUUGUUUGUAGGUUUGUUCGCUUCUAUUGUUUGGUUUUACAUUGAUUUGAUAGUUCGUAACCCCCCCCCCCCUCCUUUCCACACACGCACACUCACACACACACACACUCACACACAC
Aplysia californica (California sea hare) is the source of this 1809-nucleotide messenger RNA. RefSeq lists its product as uncharacterized. The transcript has a single exon. The coding region runs from base 751 to 1521 and encodes 256 amino acids. Lineage: Eukaryota; Metazoa; Mollusca; Gastropoda; Aplysiida; Aplysiidae. The record is from RefSeq and is a predicted model, not a curated record.